CCCCACACCCAGCAACCUAGCUCCAUCAUCGAACCAACCCCAGCCCUAGCAAAGCUAGAACACAGACUACUACACAGUAAAGUCUUAUCAAUAAUUCCACACUGUUUCUAGCUAGCGGCGAUUACUAUCACAGGCCGCAGAGGCUGCAGGGAGCACAGAACAGAAGCAAGCACACACGCCAAAGCGAGGAAAGCAGCCAGCAAAGACCAGACACCAGGGGAGCACCGAAGCUGUAGCUCAGCAAUCAUCAUGGGGAUGGUGGAGAGCAUCAGCCCCACGGCGGCGGAGGCCUCCUCCGCUUCCGCCGCCUCCUCCUCGCGCUCCACCGGCGCGUCCACGGCCACCACGGAGUCCGGCGCCGCGCAGCAGCCGCUUGCCGCGGCGCCGGGAGGCGCGGCCGCCGGGGAGGUCUCAGUCUCGCCGGCGGACGAGCAGGCCGUCACGUCGCAGCCGUCGGCGGCGGCGGCGGUGGCGCAGGGGUCAUCGCGGUACAAGGGCGUGGUGCCGCAGCCCAACGGGCGCUGGGGAGCGCAGAUCUACGAGCGCCACGCCCGGGUGUGGCUCGGCACGUUCCCCGACGAGGAGGCCGCCGCGCGCGCCUACGACGUCGCCGCGCUCCGCUACCGCGGCCGCGAGGCCGCCACCAACUUCCCGGGGGCCGGGGCGUCGGCGCCCGAGCUCGCCUUCCUGCUUGCGCACUCCAAGGCGGAGAUCGUCGACAUGCUCCGGAAGCACACCUACGCCGACGAGCUCCGCCAGGGCCUGCGCCGCGGCCGCGGCAUGGGCGCCCGCGCGCAGCCCACGCCGGCCUGGGCGCGCGCGCUGCUCUUCGAGAAGGCCGUCACGCCUAGCGACGUCGGCAAGCUCAACCGCCUCGUCGUGCCCAAGCAGCACGCCGAGAAGCACUUCCCGCUGAAGCGCUCGCCGGAGGCCGCCACCGGCAAGGGCGUGCUCCUCAACUUCGAGGACGGCGACGGCAAGGUGUGGCGGUUCCGGUACUCGUACUGGAACAGCAGCCAGAGCUACGUGCUCACCAAGGGCUGGAGCCGCUUCGUCCGGGAGAAGGGCCUCCGAGCCGGGGACACCAUCGUCUUCUCCCACUCCACAUACGGCCCGGAGAAGCAGCUCUUCAUCGACUGCAAGAAGACCAAGGCGGCCGCCACCGACGCGGCCGGACCAGCGGAGAAGCCAAAGGAAGCCGCCCGUGUAGUCAGGCUGUUCGGCGUGGACAUCGCCGGAGACGGGUGCCAGAAGAGAGCACGGCCGGUGGAGAUGGCGUUCGAGCAAGGCCAGGAGUUCUUGAAGAAGCAAUGCGUGGUUCAUCACCGCUCUCCUGCUCUAGGUGCCUUCUUGUUGUAGCAGCGAUCAUAUGCAUCGUUUUCUAGUUCUUCCCCUUUGUUCUUCCUCCUCCUAGUAGCCUGUUUGAUAUCGAAUCCGAAUCUAGUGUGUGUUCUUCGUCUUUUGCAAAUAACUACUUGCUAUGUCAGACUGCGGCAAGACGAGUUGUAUGUACACCAUUAGGAAGUCUUGUCUUUGAGAGGGUAGUACAUAGUAGUGAUCAUCCUACAAGAUCAUGCAAGUUCGUGCCAUCAUCUAGUACAGUAAAAUAAGUUGAUUAUUCGAUAUGCUAGAUGUAGAAGGUGUAAUUUCUUCCAGUUUUAAUUUGCUCAUAGAUACACUCUUGGCAACAUAUCUAGCAUGGUUAGCUUCGUCGCUGUAGCAGUUCGUCAUGAAUAAUAAUAAUCAGUUGAUGUUGUUGUACA
Panicum virgatum (switchgrass) is the source of this 1763-nucleotide messenger RNA. RefSeq names its product AP2/ERF and B3 domain-containing protein Os01g0141000-like. NCBI's taxonomy places the organism in Eukaryota, Viridiplantae, Streptophyta, Magnoliopsida, Poales, Poaceae. Gene Ontology annotation, biological process: regulation of DNA-templated transcription. Gene Ontology annotation, molecular function: DNA binding; DNA-binding transcription factor activity. The coding region runs from base 250 to 1359 and encodes 369 amino acids. The record is from RefSeq and is a predicted model, not a curated record. The transcript has a single exon.